UCGGUGUAUUAUUUACCUCUUUCUCAUUUUCAGGUGGUGACAAAAAUGCAAGACUUUAGUCAUUUUCUGGAGUAGUGUUGAGCGUCUUCCAAAGCAGCUUCAGGCCUAAUGAUUCGUGCUGCAGCAAUUGGUAUCCCCAUUGGCAUUACCUUUGUGGAUUGUUUCGGAUAUGUUGCAAAGGUCGAGGGCGUGUCCAUGCAGCCAGCCUUGAACCCUGAAUGCAGUAGUAAGAACGACUUCGUCUUCCUCAGUCGUUGGAGUUCUCGUUCCUUCAGAUACAACCGAGGUGACAUGGUGUCUCUGAUCUCCCCGAAGGAUCCAGGCCAGAAGAUUAUUAAGAGGAUCAUUGCACUUGAGGGGGACUUCAUAAGGACUUUAGGUUACAAAAGGAAAUACAUUCGUAUCCCAGAGGGUCAUUGCUGGGUGGAGGGGGACCACACAGGACACUCCCUCGACUCCAACUUCUUUGGUCCCGUGGCCGUAGGACUGAUAACAGCAAAGGCCUCGAGAAUUGUGUGGCCUCCUGAGCGUUGGCAGAAGUUGGAGAACACACUGCCUGAAGACAGAGUGCCCUUGAACCUCCGUGGUGUAUUAGUUGAUCAGGAAGAGCUUGUAGAUGUAGAUAUAGAUGAGUGA
Molecule: messenger RNA, 636 nt
Organism: Penaeus chinensis
Lineage: Eukaryota; Metazoa; Arthropoda; Malacostraca; Decapoda; Penaeidae
Product: mitochondrial inner membrane protease subunit 2-like
Exons: 1
Coding region: 109-636 (175 amino acids)
Biological process (GO): mitochondrial respiratory chain complex assembly
Cellular component (GO): membrane; mitochondrial inner membrane peptidase complex
Molecular function (GO): serine-type endopeptidase activity
Source: RefSeq, a predicted model, not a curated record